Messenger RNA from Pipistrellus kuhlii (Kuhl's pipistrelle), 2506 nucleotides. It is a transcript of the gene SYS1, whose product is annotated as SYS1 golgi trafficking protein. The record is from RefSeq and is a predicted model, not a curated record. NCBI's taxonomy places the organism in Eukaryota, Metazoa, Chordata, Mammalia, Chiroptera, Vespertilionidae. Gene Ontology annotation, cellular component: Golgi membrane; trans-Golgi network. Gene Ontology annotation, biological process: Golgi to plasma membrane protein transport; Golgi to endosome transport; protein localization to Golgi apparatus. The transcript is spliced from 3 exons. The coding region runs from base 1 to 471 and encodes 156 amino acids.
AUGGCAGGCCAGUUCCGCAGCUACGUGUGGGACCCGGUGCUGAUCCUGUCGCAGAUCGUCCUCAUGCAGAACAUCUACUACGGCUCCCUGGGCCUGUGGCUGGCGCUGGUGGACUGGCUGUUGCGCGGCAGCCCCUCGCUGGACCAGAUGUUCGACGCCGAGAUCCUGGGCUUUUCCACCCCUUCAGGCCGGCUCUCCAUGAUGUCCUUCAUCCUCAACGCCCUCACCUGUGCCCUGGGCUUGCUGUACUUCAUCCGGCGAGGGAAGCAGUGUCUGGAUUUCACUGUCACUGUCCAUUUCUUUCACCUCCUGGGCUGCUGGUUCUACAGCUCCCGUUUCCCCUCGGCGCUGACCUGGUGGCUGGUCCAAGCCGUGUGCAUUGCGCUCAUGGCUGUCAUCGGGGAGUACCUGUGCAUGCGGACGGAGCUCAAGGAGAUCCCCCUCAACUCAGCCCCUAAAUCCAAUGUCUAGAAAUGGGUUCUUUGGACACCCCACUGGGCAGUUGGCCCCCCAACGCAUUGGGCUGCUCAGACUCUCCAGAUGAGGUCCAGCCCAGGUCUGAGAGGAACCCUGGAAAUGUGAAGUCUGUUGGUGUGGGGAGAUAGCGAGGCCCUGUCGAGAAGGCAGGUAGCAGCCAGGAUCAGAGCUGCAAGAUUGGCCUCCGUCUGCUGAAGCCUUGGGAUCCAGGAGGUCAGCAAAGGGAUCUGACCUUGGAAUCCGGGAGGUCAGCGAGGGGACCUCUUUCAGGGUAAUAACAGAAUUGGAACCAUGUCACUCUUGAGCCAUCAUACCUGUCACCAGCCUGUUAUUUAAAAAAAAAAAAAAAAAUCAAGGAUAUCUGAUUGGAGCAUACCACUCUUCUAGUCAUCUCUCUUGUCUCCUUGGGACAGUGUUAUCUUGGUCAUGUUGUUGCAGCUUUUCUGUUUGGAGAAACGCUUGAUGUCUGGAUUCAUAACCCCAGAAAAAGAUGUAGGUUCAAAAUAUUAGGCUGCUAUCAGGGAGAGGACAGCAGAUGGAGGCAAACACAAGGAAAAUGCACAACUUGUGUUCUGUUGUGCGCAUCUGUGUGCACCCAUGAACUUAUGACUAACUUUCAAUUUUCUCUACUGGGUACCCCCCUGCUGCCAGCUUCCAACAUAGCAGGCUCUAGGACCCAGAGAAGAGUCCCGGCAUCGCUCUCUAAACCUAACCCUAACUUAUUUGGAAUUCUCAGUGAGACGGGCAUGAUGGGUGCCCAGAGAUGGGAGGCCCAACCUUCCAGCUUGACCUGUAAUGACAGGGCUGAGGGAGAUAGGAAUUUGCUGUUAAGAUUUUUCUUGGGAGUGGAGUAUCCUCUGUGAGGGGCUGCAGCUGUCCUUCCUAUGUACGUAAUACCGUUUUUUCCCCACAGUUCUGCCUGUACUUGGUAAUGCCAUGGUUGGGACUGUGAGAGAGCAGCAUAGCCAGGCAAGGGAGCUGUAUGGAAAGAAUUACUAGUUCACCUCCUGGACCCAGAUUGUUCCUCUAUUUGGUUAAAAUACUAAGUGCAGGGAACUCCUAUGUCCCGCCCCCUCCACCUCAGGCUCCUCUGCUACACCUUAGGUGAACUGCCAUGACUCCCAGGACUCCUUUCUCAUUUGCUGGCGAUUUCUGAACAUGUCCAGGAACACUGGUCUAGACCCACUUCUGCAUUGAAACCAUUGGUGUUCCUCUUUGGAUCUCUCAAGUCUGCCCAAGAGAGCUGUCAGUUUUCAGAUUCUGGUGUUAGGGUUACAAAGGUGAGUUUGCAUCCCCCAGGAAGCCUUUCUAGCUUCCUGGCCCAGCCCUCUAGAGGAGGGCAUUGAGGCAGACAAGAUGAACGUUUUAAGAGAGAAUGUGCCUGGGCAGAGGCUGGGAAAGUGCAAGAGUGAGCACCUCCCUAACUUAGCCAGGGUGCUCUGCCUAAGCUGGGAGGAAGCUACCUGGCAAUAGUAUUCUAAUCCUGGCUACAUGGUCCAGGAGGCAAGGCCCGCUGAGAUGACUUCCCUAGUUGGUGGGUUUCCUUCCAGACACACAGACUCUAAAGGCAAGUGACUAACUUUCAGAAAGGCAGCACAUUCAUGUGGCUGGCUCCUUUGGUCAGCUGUGGUGGCCUCUCCCGCUGUGAUGGCGCACUUCGGGGGGGUUUCCUUCGAGAGCUUGUGCCGUUCUGCAUAUUUCCUGUGACGGGAAAUCUCUGCCCCUUGAGUGUUAAUUUGAUUUUUGGAUAAGAUAUGUGACCUCAAUGAGAUUUAUUUUUCCAGAGAGAAUUGGGCAAUGGCAGUGAUGUCAUUUUAGAAAUAAAAAAGUCUAUUGAGUGCUUAAUAGAUGUACAACAGUGGGCUAAGUGUUUUACAUCUUCCUGCUCAUUUAGUCUUCAAGGCGACUUCCUGAAAUAGGAAAUAUCUUCUGUAUUUUACAGAUAGGAAACUAAGGAAUACACGUUAGGAGCUGGCAGAGCCAGGAUUUGGGCUUCAGUAGUGACAUUAAUACACUCAUUCUGAAGACU